Messenger RNA from Drosophila virilis, 2491 nucleotides. It is a transcript of the gene Dtg, whose product is annotated as Dpp target gene. The record is from RefSeq and is a predicted model, not a curated record. Lineage: Eukaryota; Metazoa; Arthropoda; Insecta; Diptera; Drosophilidae.
UCCAGAGCGCACGCGUUCUCAACUUUAGUUCUUUGCGAGUGGCCAACGCGUUCGGUUCGCUGCGUGUACGAAGUUUUAAAGAAAACGUUAAACGGACAUAAAAGUGUAAAAAAAAAAAAGAAAACAGAAGAGCAGAAGAAGAACACAUAUCUCUUCCGCUCUAUCUUCGACAUACGGUGUGCGUGCUAGCCGGCCAGUUUUAUCAAGGAGCAACAAGCUAAUCAUCAAUCACUCAAUUCAACAUGGCCAACGCUGAGAGCCAUCUAUCGGGCAGCUGCAAAGCUGUUCCUGCCAGAUGUUAUAACAGGAACAGGUCACAUAUCCCCGCAUCGCUGUCGCCGUCGUCGCUGCUGUUGUUGUCGCUGCUGCUCGUGACGCUGACAGCGCUGCCCACUUUGUGCUCGGCACUGACUUCCGAGUCAACAACCCUGCCGUCAGUGGACGCUGAGGAAGUCACCACGCUAAACCCACCACAGCAGCCAGUGAACGAAGCCCAUGUUGAGCCAACUGUUGCCGCUGUUGGCAACGAAACGAACGUUCGGCUCGAGCCCGAGCCCGAGCCCGAGCCCGAAGAGACGGCUGCUGCCGAAGUUGCCGAUGAAUUUGCCCACACCAGCUUCGUGGCGCUGGGCGGCGAGGGACUGGAGCAGGGCAUACGCAAUGCGGUGAAGAGCGAGGUGGAGUCGGAAAUCGAAGCAGAUGCCUCUGGUCUGGUGGAAACGCUGCAGGUUGACCACAAAGAGGACGAGCACAAGACAACAAGCAACAACGAGGAGCAAACAGAUGCAGCUCAAGGUGUACGUGAGCCGAAAACUCUGGCAACGGAUGUGGAGAAGAUUGAGGACAGCGACAAGCUUGAGGAGAAACAGAAAGUGUCCGAACUUGAGGCCGUAAAGAAGGUUGAAUCAACUGAGAUCGACUCCGAGUCGGAUAGUACUCAAGAGUCUGUGGAAGCUAAGGAACCAGAGAAUGCCCUGAAGUCGAACACACUAGUUGACAGCUCUCCGGCGGAGAUCAAUCCGGUGGCAGCAGAGAGCCGACCGCUGCCCAGUGUGACCAGCGAUUUGGUGGCCGUGAUCUUCGAUGAGAAUCGCGCGAUUACCGAGCAGCCCAUAACGAAAACGAACCUGUUAGCCCUGGAGCGGGAGCACGAGGAAUUCCGCGAAGUGGAAACAACGCCACAGCCCACAUUCGAAGUGCCCAAGCAUCAGGUGACCAAAAAGCAAGGUGUCGAGGACCUGCUGCCCGAGGAGAAUGCCGAAAAACAGGCUGAGCCGCAGUCAGCACCGGAAUUGGAAGUGCAACAAGCUGAGAAUGGCAGAGACGAGCGCAAUCUGGAGACUGCAGCGGAGAGCACAACGGAAGCAUCCGCUCAAGAUCAGCUGAAAGAUUUGGCUGUAGAACCCGCAGCUUCGAGCACCGCCGAACCGGAUUAUGUGGCGCCAACGGAGGCAACGCCGGAGCAGGCUGCCCAACCCGUUGUGACCCUGCCGGAGGAAACUUUGACGCCCGCGGAAGGCGAGCCAGAUCAGUCGGAAGAUGAAGAGAAACCCGAUCUGAAGGAGUCAAGUGGAGGCGAGUCAAGCUCUGUCAGCUCCACGGCUUCGCCGACAAGAUCUGAAACGGUUAAGGCUGAUGAAUCUGUCGAGGAUGAUAGCGGAGAUGAGAGCGAUGCCGAGAAGGCUGAAUCGGAGACGGAGCAAGGCGCUGUCGAGCCCGCUGACAAGGACUCCUCCGAGGAGUCCGAGGAGCUGUCGGCAGAUGAGCCGAAGGCCCGAGCCGAGGACAGCACCGCAACGCCGCUCGUCUCCUAUCCGCCGCACAAUGCGGGCCAGACGUUUGUCAGCAAUCUGGCCGACGAGCGCAGCGCCCAUCUCUCGCUGGCGUCCAGCAGCCGCUCCACGCUGAUCAUUGCACUGUGCUCCGGCACCGCCGUGCUCUUCAUUGUCAUCUCGCUGGUCAUAUUCGUGUUGUCGUUCCAACGCCAGCACGGCACACUGGACAUCGAGAUGCAGGAGCAGCGUUUGGGCAAGGACGAUCUGGACCAGGAGGAUGCGCAGAUGAAGCUGCUCGAUGUGGAGCUGUCGCCGCCCGUUAUCAUUGCCAUGGGCAACGAGGAGACCGACGAAUGUCUCUAGACCUACCGCCCGGAACGCUUCUACGGCGCAUUGUAAAUACUUUAUAACAUUGAGAUUGCGUUUUACUUCUUUUUUUUUUAAGCGAAGCAGCACGGAAUCCUCGCGCUAGCUUCUUCAACUGGUUGUUAAACUUUCGACUCCAAAUUAUGCGUAGAAUAUCAACAUAAAAAAAGAAAAACGAAUAAAAAACAUUUGCCAUAUUGUUUAAUCUUAAGUGAAUACUUUUCUCUAAGUUUUGCCCCGUUCAAGAAAACUCGAGCAAUUAUUUAUCACUAGGACUUUGAUCUAGAUUUAAGCACAGUUUUAAUGCGACUCUGAUUGCGAGUCAGAAUAAAUAACAUAUUAUCAACUAA